This is a messenger RNA of Aureobasidium namibiae CBS 147.97, 360 nucleotides long. RefSeq lists its product as uncharacterized. The coding region runs from base 1 to 360 and encodes 119 amino acids. NCBI's taxonomy places the organism in Eukaryota, Fungi, Ascomycota, Dothideomycetes, Dothideales, Saccotheciaceae. The record is from RefSeq and is a predicted model, not a curated record. The transcript has 2 exons.
AUGCCUACCUUCCAUCCCCAGAACGCCUCAAAAGUCCCUGGAAAGAUCGCCUUUGUCGCUGCACAGUGCAUAGUCUGCUGCUUGGUCUUCGUUCUCGGUCUGCUCAUGUUGCUCGCAACUCUCUGUCUGAUCAUCGAAUACUUUCCCUGGUUUCUCGCCAUCGGCCUCCUCAUGCUCAUCGCUACAACUCCAGAACUCCAGCAAGGUAUCUCGGCAGCAGUUGAGAGAAAGAAGAGGGAAUAUGAGUCAAAGUCGACACAGACAUCUGAGCCUCCUGUUGCUGAGCCCGAGGCUCACAUGACUCCUGAACGUCCGAUCAAGAUGUCUUUGCGCAGUGGCAGAUUGGCGCAGAAGAAGUGA